This is a messenger RNA of Brettanomyces nanus, 954 nucleotides long. RefSeq lists its product as uncharacterized. NCBI's taxonomy places the organism in Eukaryota, Fungi, Ascomycota, Pichiomycetes, Pichiales, Pichiaceae. The transcript has a single exon. The coding region runs from base 1 to 954 and encodes 317 amino acids. Gene Ontology annotation, cellular component: cytoplasm. The record is from RefSeq and is a predicted model, not a curated record. Gene Ontology annotation, biological process: protein import into nucleus.
AUGUCUACACCACCAGAAAUUCUAAGAAUCAAAAGAAAACGUAACGAGGAACCACUCCAGGCGUUACUUUUUGAGAAUCCUCCAAGCAGGAAGAAGACACGUACGGAUGUUGGCCAAGACUAUGUUUUCAAGCUUGCUCGUACUGAGAAGUCGUUACGUGGCAAAACACCAUAUGUUUUAAAUCAAGAGGCGGAAUUGACCAAAGGGCGUCAGAUAUUCAGUCUUCCGAAACGGCCAGCUUCCAGGCAGUCACCGAAGAAGGCUCAGAGCAAGGAGGAGCAAGUUAAUCCCGAGUUACUUGAGAUGGUGAAUGACUAUUUAAAGAGUGAUGACGGAGAGAGUGCAACACAUAGUGUACAGAAGCGACGCAAGUCGAGCAGUAUUUCGCAGGAGGUGCGACCAUCUUUACGCAAGGAAAAGGCGGUACGGUUGAAAAUUGAUGAGGAGUAUGUUUACGAUGUGUACUACAGAAACAAGGCCAUUAGUGAGGAGGUUGAAAAGGUGGGUAGAAUCGGAUACGUGCGGUUUUCAGAGGACGAUAUGGAUUUGAUCGAAGACGACGACGAUGACGAUUCGGGGGCUGUCACUGAUGACGAAGACUCGAACUCGGAAAAUUACUACCAGAAUGAUUACCCAGAGGACGAAGAUGCCGAACUCAACCAGAGCGAGGCAGAGUCUUACGGAUUAGGUGAGCCCAGUGACGAUCAAACCGAUCAGUUCGAGAAUAAUAAGGAGAAAAAGUUUACCAAACUCGAUUUGAACGAAUCCAGCUACAUGGAUACGGACGGAGACGAAUCCAGAAGCGAAAUUAGGGACGAAAGCUUUGAGAGACAGGAGUUUUUCCCUUCCGAUAGAGGAGACCCACUGGCCAUUCACCGAGACAGGAUAUUUGGCCAACUUGCAGGUAUCAUUAAUGAGAAGAGAGAGGAAAACGAGGCAGUUCCACGGGACUGA